Messenger RNA from Penaeus chinensis, 1505 nucleotides. Its product is annotated as neogenin-like. Bases 1 to 1092 code for a protein of 363 amino acids. Lineage: Eukaryota; Metazoa; Arthropoda; Malacostraca; Decapoda; Penaeidae. Gene Ontology annotation, molecular function: protein binding; axon guidance receptor activity. Gene Ontology annotation, biological process: synapse organization; homophilic cell-cell adhesion. Gene Ontology annotation, cellular component: neuronal cell body; plasma membrane; axon. The record is from RefSeq and is a predicted model, not a curated record. The transcript has 6 exons.
AUGCGCUUCGGCUCGCAACUUCGCGAAAUUACUUCUGGCCUUGCCGAAGUGUGUUGCAACAUCUUUCAAUACUUUUCAAAAACUAAUAACAUGGUGGCGCCCGAAUGUCAAUUAUAUGUUAAGUAUAUCCUCCUAAGUUUGGGUUUAAGGAGGCCAAUUAGGGGCCAGAACGUGACGCUAAAGGACGUAGAUCGCCACGUCGACGGAACGUACCUGUGCACGGCGGACAACGGCAUCGGUGAACCCGCCUCAGCUCGGAUGGUCGUCACGGUGGAGUAUCCGCCCGAGAUCUCCACGGAGAAGGACGUCGUUCGCAGCACCGAGGGCGAGAUGGUGGAGCUCCUGUGCCUCGUCCACGGCCGCCCCGUCCCCGCCGUCGGCUGGACCCACAACGGAGCUGCCCUUCCCGACACCCACAUGGAUUCCGAAGUGGACACGCCCCAAGACUACGCCCACGAUGUCUACGACGCCCACACGACCCAGAGCCACGUCUCGCACCGCCACACGCUCACCAUACAGAAUAUAACGGACGUGGACUUCGGCUCGUACAUGUGCAUCGCCGAGAACUCACACGGGGUCACUAACGCCACGAUACAGCUGACAGGUCUCCCCAUGUCCCCGAUGUUCACCAGCAGUCCGAAUGGGGAAGAGAGCCAUAAGUACACACUCACAUGGGGUACUGAGAGCCUAUCCCCCAUAACGGAGUUCGUGAUCAAAGUGCGCAAGAGUCUCACAAGCCCCUGGCAGAACACGACCGUCGUCACGACCCCCGCCACGUGGAAGGUCGUGACUCGGACCGUGGACCCUUCCCUGGCGCAGGAGAAGAACCACCUUCACUACACGAUGGACUUCACGCUGGCUGAGCUCGAGGUGGCUACGGACUACACGGUGGUGGCGAAGGUCAAGAAUAAGUAUGGGUGGUCGCCCUUGUCCGAGCCCUUCGUGUUUUCGACCAAGAAGGGAAAUGAAGCCAUGGCCGUUCUGCAGUCGACCAAUGACGCAACACUCACCUCCACCGCCAGCCUCUGCCGCCUCUCUGUCAUCGCUUCUGUCUUCUUCGCUCUGUGGCGGAGCUGUUGUACUUGGAUCUAAAUGUUUCGUAGUUUUAUAUUCUGUGAGUGAUAGUUUAAUCGUAAUUAUAAAAAAAGAAGGAGGAAGGAGGAGGAGAGAAGAGAGGGAGAGAGUAAAAGAGAGAGAACGGCAGAUAGGAAGGAGGUCGGGAAUACUGUUAGGGUACAAGAGAUUUAUUUCUCUAAGUCGUGUUCCUGAGGGUGUUUAGUCAAAGCUGUUGAGAAGAUUGGUGAUAGAAGAUUAAUUGUAAAAAAAGGAAAUGAGAUUUUAAAAAAAUAAUAAGACACAUGUGGCUGUUGUUGCUAUGAGUGUUUCUUUUAGGGUUAUAGGUUUUUUCGAUAUGUUCCAUGAAAUGGAUAAAAUCCUAAUAUUCAGUGUUGUCGAUGGAUGUGUGUGUAAACUGUGCUUGACGGAUGUUCAUCUGCUUACGGAAA